Messenger RNA from Rhincodon typus (whale shark), 3747 nucleotides. RefSeq names its product inositol 1,3,4,5,6-pentakisphosphate 2-kinase (gene ippk). The record is from RefSeq and is a predicted model, not a curated record. The transcript is spliced from 13 exons. Gene Ontology annotation, biological process: inositol phosphate biosynthetic process. Gene Ontology annotation, molecular function: ATP binding; inositol-1,3,4,5,6-pentakisphosphate 2-kinase activity. Gene Ontology annotation, cellular component: nucleus. Bases 185 to 1669 code for a protein of 494 amino acids. Lineage: Eukaryota; Metazoa; Chordata; Chondrichthyes; Orectolobiformes; Rhincodontidae.
UGGUGUGCGUACUUCCCGUCGUCGGGGUCGGUUGCACUGUCUUUUUCCUGAGCGCGGUGAGUGUUGAUGUCAGACACUUUCAGUCGAUGUGAGGGGAGUCAGAGUGAACGGCGACAGGGAGGUGGAAGAGGCGGCGGUGUCGGGGAAAAAAAACGCGAAGGACGCAGAGAGAAAAGGAACGGUGAUGGAAGUGAAGUAUCUUGACGGAAAUGAAUGGAAGUACCACGGAGAAGGCAACCGGAGUCUGGUGGUUUCUCACGUCCAGCAUUGUCAAGUACUGCGUUUCCUGAAAUUUCCCAAGGAACUUUCACAGCCAAAUCAGGCAUUGGAAGAAGCUCCCCGUCGACUAAAGAACAUUGUUGACUUCAGUAAACAUGUGAUGAAGCUUUUACUGGGUGAUAAUUUUGUCCAACCAGGGGAGGUUAUACAGCUACCAAUUGACUUUGUAAGACAAUUGGCAAUGAAGAUCCAACCAGAACGACCAGGAUCACGUUGCAAUAAAGUGAUGGAUGCCUUCAGUGGGUAUGCUUUAUGCCUCCCAGAUCUCACCAAAUUCCAAACCUGUCGUCGAAUUGAAAAACGACCACCCCUCUGUAUAGAAAUCAAGCCUAAAUGUGGAUUUAUUCCUUUCUCCACCCACAUUACCAAGGACAUCAAGCGUCGUGUGUGUCGCUAUUGCAUGCACCAACAUCUGAAGGUGGCUAAUGGAAAAUGGAAGAGGAUAAGCAAAUACUGUCCCCUUGAUCUUUUCUCAGGGAAUAAACAACGUAUGUACAUUGCCUUGAAAAGUUUGUUACAGGAGCCUCAAAACAAUCUAAAAAUUUUUAAGAAUGGAGAGUUAAUAUUUGGCUGUAAGGAUGACCAGGACUGCUUAAUGGAUCUGAAUGAACUAGCUAAUCAUUUGAAAGCUUACUUUUUUCCUGCUAAUGGCGUGGUUAGUGGACCACAAUGCACAAGAACUGUUAUCAGUGAACUGAUUCAUGUGAUAACAAUGGCUUUGGUGAGCAAUGUAAACAAUUGCAAGACGGGUGAUGUGAAGAGAACAGUCCUCUCGGGGGAAAGAAGCCACUGUGAAGCAAGUCACUUUUGCAAGGAAGUUUUAAGAAAUGGUAUUCAUGUUGUGGAAAAUUCUGGCUUGCCUAGAGGUUGUGUUCUUUCUCGGAUCCUUCAAGUACAGAUGCUUGAUAUGAUGGACAUUGAUGGAAUCUAUCCUUUGUACCUGAGAGUUCAACAGCAUAUAGAAGAAUUUCCAAAAGACAGGACGAGGUUGCAUUUAGAUGGCCCUUAUAACGAAAAUUUUUAUGGAAGUCUAUCAGAUUCUCAUUCUCAAGAUGAUGAAACAGUGGACUAUGCAGCCCAAAAGAUUCAUCAGUACAGGGUUGCUACAACAGCCAAGGAUUGCUCCAUCAUGAUUGCGCUUUCGCCUUGUCCUCUGGAAGAAUGGCCUGAACCAGGUACCAUAAUUCAGACAUCACGGGCUUGCUUUGUAUAUUCUGUCUCUAUUCUAGAUUUGGAUCCCAAACCAUAUGAAAACAUUGCACACCAGUACAAACUUGAUGGGAAGAUAAUAAACUUUUACUUGCAGAGCACGAGAGCCAAAAAGGAUCUUAAUACUCCAAACUUCUACAAGGAAAAUGAAGAAUGCACACUGUUUUUUCAUUCAGUGUGAGUUGUUGUGGGGCCUUGCUAUUCUCAUCACAAAGAACUGCACUGACUGAGAGGCCACAAGUAUAAAGGAGAAGUUUCAAAAAUGUUUGUCGAGUAAAUUUGAACAUUGACAUUGGCAAAAUAUUUUAAAUUCUGAACCUCGCUCACUAAACUUGCUCAAGUGGAUGACUUUAUUUUAAAAGUAUGUCAUUCACCAGUUUGAAAAUAGCACUAAACAUUUUUUACUGAAAUCCGUUAACCUUUGUCUUGAAACUCCAGAUUGUAAAUAUUAAAGCACAGUAAUUUUAAAGAUACCUGUAGAGUCAGUUGAUUGGUGUUUCAAAAUACCUGUCUUGGAGAGUAGAAGUUCUUUAAAAGCAGCUAAGUAAAAAAUACUUUUAUUUACGCAGCACUGAAAACUGCAAGAGAAACGUGAUGUUCUUUAACAAGAUUUUAGCAUUUUUAUUGCAAUUUUGAGUUUAAAUGAGUGGGUUAAAGCCAUGGUCAUGCACUUGAUUAAAAAUUGCCUACUUUCUGGAUAUUAGUUCAUCACAGGAAUUGCUGCUGGGAGCGAUAUUUGUUUUUCCACUGCUUUAGUUUGUGCCACUUGGUGAAUAUGCCACAGUUAGUGCACAUAACAGUUAUAAUUUCUUGUUGUAUGUUUGAUCUAACCACUUGAAUGGUGCCAUUGAAAUUUGGUUUUGUGACCCUCCACUUCGCACAAUAGCUUUUCAUAAAUUGGGUGAAGGAUGACAAAUGGAAGCAAUGUUUCUUUUGGGAGGCAUAAAUAUGAAGCAUUAUUACCCCAAAGUUGUCAUGAUGUCUUGACACUAAACUAAUUUUCAGAAUUAUAAAUUUCAAUAAAAACAACUCCAUUGUUUAACUGACUUCUGAACAUCAGGAUUAAAACUAAAUUGGGAGGAGUUGCUGUGGGAUAUUGUUUUUAAAAGUACUUUGUGCAGGGAUAUUAUUUACCUUCAGCAAAGAAUGUCAGUGCAUAACGUACCCUGGAGUAAUUCAGUUUAGGGCAGUAAAUGUUCUGACAGUAACUUUAAGGACCACCUAAGGGACAGAUGAGUUCUGUAAUUCCAGCACUCCUGUAGAUGCAUUUUUUGAUAAACUAAACCACCAGCGAUAUAAUCUCUUGUUUAUAUUCAGUGGAUUGAAAAUCUGACUGUCUUGGCCAUUUUACAAGUUGCAUUUUCAGUGAGAACUGGAUUGUGAAAUCCCCUCCAGUUAACAUUUUCUGAAAUAUCAGAAUUAAAAUUAAUUUUGAGAUUUUUUCAUUCUCAACUGUAGUAAAUAACUGAUUUAGUAGUACAUGCUCAAAAGCAUCACUGUGCACUGAACCAAAACAAAACACCUCGUGAGUGAAUGUUUAUAAAUGUGAUGAAGGUAAGUGAUAGCAGAGUUAAGGUUCUGAACAUGGAGAAAAAUGGUGUGUUUUAAAUUUUAAGUCAGUAUCACUGAUCUUCAUUCAGAACAUGAGAACUGGAGAUUCUCCAAAUAAUGGUGCAGGUAUGCUAAAGGCUUUGGGUGGGGUGGGGAAUCAUUGAGUACAAAAACUUUUUUGUGAUUAGCAUAUUGGGAAAAAUGGAGUAAAGGCUCCUUGUCAACUGAGCAGAGUGGAAGUAGCACAAUGACUUCAGGAGUGUAAUAUUGGGGUUGCUAAUUUGCCACUUAAAUUUACACUUCAUAAAACUAUAGAGUCUAAAUGGAGAGAGAAUGGAAUGAGCAAGUUGCAUGUAAACAAGUUUUUUGUUUUAAAACCUCAGCAAAAAGGUUUGGUAAAACAGUUUAAACAAAUGUGUGCUAUUUAAUUUUCUUUAAAUGUCCUUUUGAUAAUUUUACUUGUCUUAUGCCAUACUGCACUCCUUCUGCAGUUAAACCAAUGCAAGAUCCAAAAUUUCCAAAAAACUAUUUUGAAAAUGAGAUUUUUAAAAAAAAUUUAUCAUACCAUGAAUAGAGGCUAUGAAUUACGUGGUGAAAAACUUGUCCUUUUUAGAUUGUUUUGUUUAGAUCUUGUCAAUUAAGCUGUUGUUAUUGAAUUAAAACAUCCUUAUUUGUUCCCUUACUUUAUCUACAUUUUGUGAACUAGUC